This is a messenger RNA of Heteronotia binoei (common prickly gecko), 963 nucleotides long. Its product is annotated as platelet glycoprotein IX-like. The transcript has 2 exons. The coding region runs from base 231 to 803 and encodes 190 amino acids. NCBI's taxonomy places the organism in Eukaryota, Metazoa, Chordata, Lepidosauria, Squamata, Gekkonidae. Gene Ontology annotation, molecular function: protein binding. The record is from RefSeq and is a predicted model, not a curated record.
CACUGCUUUCAUGAGCCCUAAGUCACUUCCCACAUAGCUCAUCAAAUUGAGCUGCAUAGCGCAUGCCAUGAUGAUUACAUUUCUUGUUGUCACAGCACUUAAAAGUAAGAAAUUACUGUCACAGCCAACACUAUCUUGUCAUGCACUGAAGAAUGCCACCAGUCCUAUAGAAAAAAAUUAAAAAUAAAUAGGUAAAAGCAAAAAUAAAAGAAUGAGAAGUUGUGGAGUGAAUGGAUCGCUCAUGUGCUUGGGAUGUGAGAAUGGUCACACAGCAUGGAUUACUGAUAUUUCUGUUCCUUGAAGCCAGCUAUGCAAAUUCCUGUCCUGACCUCUGCACAUGCUCUCCUUCAGAUCACCAACCACUAAAAGUGGACUGUAGCUUCAGAGAACUGGAGACUCUUACACUUCUACCCAGUUCAACACAAGAACUCUAUCUCCAGCACAACAAGUUGGAAUCAAUACCCACAGGAGCAUUUGAUAACCUUCUGGUGUUAAAAGUCAUCAAUUUAUCUAGCAAUCCAUGGCAUUGUGACUGUGGGAUUUGGUACUUGAAAAAUUGGAUGGAAGACCAAGCAGGAGAUCUGCUUAGCGGCAAUGUGAAAUGCUUCACUCCUCCUUUACUUCGCCAAAAACCUGUAUCUAAGUUAACAAAGGAACUUACUUCUUGCUCCAGUCACAGAAAAUGUUGUUUUGAUUUCUUGUUCAUUGAUGCAUUCCUCCUCGUUCUUGUUAUUCUUUGGUUUAGUUUUCUGAUUGGAAGUAUCAUGAUUGCAAAAAGAAUUAAAUUUAAAAUGAAAAUCUGAAGCAACAACAUGAAGAUCCCUGGCAUCUUACCUUCAACUUCUAAUCAGCUGAAAAUAAGACAGCUUAGAGUUUGGAGCUAUCCAUCAUAUUAGUGUCUCCUGUGAAUUAGACAGCAAGCUGGAAGAAAGGUCAAACAAAUCACUUCUGAUUACCAUUAAA